Varroa destructor (honeybee mite) is the source of this 2462-nucleotide messenger RNA. RefSeq names its product Ceramide phosphoethanolamine synthase (gene Cpes). NCBI's taxonomy places the organism in Eukaryota, Metazoa, Arthropoda, Arachnida, Mesostigmata, Varroidae. The record is from RefSeq and is a predicted model, not a curated record. Gene Ontology annotation, cellular component: membrane. Gene Ontology annotation, biological process: phospholipid biosynthetic process. Gene Ontology annotation, molecular function: phosphotransferase activity, for other substituted phosphate groups.
UUAAGUUACAUGAGUAUUAGCGUAGCAUCAAAUAAAACAGACAGCCACCGCGCCCAAUACGAAAGGAUUUUAAUAAUAAUGACCAACACUGAUAACCUGAUUACUGACCAUCUUUAAUAACAAUCAUCUCGAAAUUCAAGAUAUAUUUUGUUUGUAGUCAUAGGGACCAAUCUUAAUAUUUACUUGCGCAUCCUAGGUCAGCUCAGCCACAGAACAAAUCGAGUGUUAUAGGACAUUCGUAGGUGGUGUGGUGAGUUAAUCUGAAAUGAAAAAAAGUAUUUCGUUUCUAUCCCAUGAAGCAUGGCUGCCUACUAGCAACUCCAUAACUUCCUCAAUUCACUCAAACUGUUUAAUAUCAUCAAUCACUAAACCUAUAUGAAGAAUGAUCAUUGCGUUUUUUUUUGCUGGCCUAAUCAGCCGCGUUAUUGCACUUCAUCUUGAAACACUGCUCAUCCUUUUUCGAAGCCAACUGCCCUUACUCCAUUGUCUAAUCUGACAUGUUGACCUGAUUUGUUUGUUAGACAAACAUGCGACUGGCGCUAAAAGAACACGCAGCUACCCGUCUAUGAAGCGUAUUCUGUACAGGGUCCAAUAUAGACUUGUUUUUUACCAACGCUUCUGGCACCUUUUUGAACCUUGUAUGGUCAGAUGCAUCUAUCUACGUGAUAUGACUGAACAGUGUAAAAAAGUGGGCAAGAAUAAAGGCGAAAGUGGGCAUUGCAAAGAGUUUCAUUGACUCUCGUAUAUUGCAUUUUCGGGUUUGCUAUACUAAGCAACAGGAACAACAACUGGGUUCGCACGUACGCAUUUAGAUAAUUUGUGAUACCUAUUUUCUAGACAGACGUGAAAGUACCCUCUUAUUCUAUGCAAAACGCUUCAGCUUUCCUGCAGAUCUUUGGCUGCUGCUAUAAAAAAGCGGAUGCAAGUCAUUUUGCCACGUUGCCUUGGCAAGCACAAUAGUGAACUGCUUCUCAUAACUAUCCGAACCCCCGGACCCAACGAUGCAAGAUCUCGUGUGAAGUCGAGGAUCGAAAGAUCUUGUAUCGAAAACUGAACGACAUUCAUUACAUGGACUCAAUGAAGGAUCCCGUUGUCGAAACUGCCUUUGGAAAACAUCGUUCGAGGACCAAAAUUCGCUGGGGUAAAUGACUAACGAGAAGGCAGUAACGUAUUAUUCGUUGACGAUACGUUCCAAGUAAGCCUCGUACUUUGAAGAUGAAAUACGACUGAUCAUGGCUUAGACAGUGCGAGGUAGUGUUCUAACGAUUGAAGCUAUUGCUUCAAUUAAUGAUUACCAGGUGCUGCACUCAUAUCCACGUCUACGUCAAGACGAUAUUAACUUCUUCGAAAGCAUCUCCUCGCGUAUCGUGUACGACACGAUGAAGAUGUCAGAGCACCAUACUACAAUCAUGGUGACGACUGGGCUGCUUAUGUACUUCCUAUGGAUGGAUGUGGCGCUCUAUUACAGGAUACAGAGCUUACCUCCACCGACACCCGCAUCCCCGAUUACGGACACAUCAACGGUUCAAACUUCGAAGGGAGCACCGCCAAAAUUAUUCUCGCCUUUCAUAGGUCUGUCUGUGAAGAUGAUGAUGUUGGAUCAGGUGAACAACUACAUUCAUACUCCGUUGGCGCAAAUCUUCAACCGAAUGACAGACUUCGCGAAGGUAUUCCACUUCAUAACACCGAACAUGAUCUCGUUUAUGGGCUUCCUCUCGGCCUGCGUUGCUGCCAAACUUAUUAUGUGUGAUUCUCUGAGCAUGCAUCGAUUGGCCAUAUUCAUGUUCUGUCUUCGGACGUGGUUCGACGCUCUGGACGGCCUCGUAGCUAGAGAAAGACAGCAUAUUGCAGCAUUCGUGUCGCUGCGUGAUACCUCUGGCUAUAUAGUUGACGGUGUCGCUGAUGCCUGCGGCUUCAGCGUGUUCCUCAUUGGUUGUUUUUUCUACUUGAAACGGAAGCUGCCAUCGACCAAAAUCUACUUGCCAAUGAGCCGUGGCGAUCACGAUAAGAGUCGACCAGCCAAUUAUAUGCCGUUCUCCACGCGACGUAUCGCGAUUGUCGUAGGCUGUUUCGGUCUGCAAUUGGCUGUUAGUUGCAUCUUUUGGGAUCAUUACAUUAGCGAGUAUCACAAUAUACUUGAGGUACCAUCGUCAAGUAUUAAUCCGCACGAACAGCAGGAAGUUCUGCGUUCGUCCCUCAUGUGGAUUGUCAUGUGGUUUUGGCGAGUGUCGAACGCCCACUCCCUAAUGCAUAUUUUUCUCUGGUUCAUCUCCACGGACCGGAUGUGGGACUUCGUACUCAUGAUACAAUGGAUUGGUAUGGCGUGGCUCGCAGUGUUGAUAGGUUUCACUGAGUUACACUUACGAAGUGUUAUAAGUUACCUUCACUAGGAGUAUGCCAAUGUGGUUAGGUGUCCCAGAGAACGCCGGUCUGACGUUGACGGAUAUUGACCACAGAUAUAG